Molecule: messenger RNA, 8677 nt
Organism: Aplysia californica (California sea hare)
Lineage: Eukaryota; Metazoa; Mollusca; Gastropoda; Aplysiida; Aplysiidae
Product: katanin-interacting protein
Exons: 40
Coding region: 325-5682 (1785 amino acids)
Source: RefSeq, a predicted model, not a curated record
CUUAAUUAAAUCGAGAAGCAGGCUGUUCAAACUCUUUGUAUUACACUUGUCUCUCAAUAGCUCAAGGUAAAAACGUAAAACCCGGAAUCCUUUUUUUUUAAAAUUCGUUUUGUUUUGUCAAAAUGCACACCACGCCAUGGUGUUGUCGCUGUUUUUAAAAACCCAUAGUGUACAUGCGCAACAACUUGUGUACAAAUGGAGGAAUGUUAGCUACAGACCCUGUCCACUGACUUAGUUGACUUCAAACACAGGUUUGGUCGUGAGUUUUUGGAAGGAUUUGAAUGUUGAAAGCAUGUUGGAUGAUUUGUUGGACUUUUGAGCAUUAUGAACCAUUCCAGAAGUCGCAAGAAGUGGGGCAAUGGGAACCAAGAGUUACAGGUGCCUCUUAAUGUACCUGCAGUGAAGGAAGAAGUCCCGCCCCAGUAUCAGCAUUAUCUCCAUUUGCUACAAGAAAGAAAUCGCCUGGUUCAGAGACUGCGAAAAAAGAGCAAGAAAGAAAUCGAGACUGAAAAGAAAGAAAAAGGUUUUACUCUGUACCUCAAUACUGUGUCAGACCACUCCAGUUCGGACAAAAAGCGACCACAGCGUGCUAAAACAGCAGGUGCAGCUGAUCAGAUGAAGAGGUCUUCUGACCGCUCAGAUCAGCGUGGACAGCUUGUGAGUCAGAGUGGAGGAGCGGGCUCAAGGGCCCGAGAGAAGAGGCGGAACUGGCAGAUUGGUUCUGUGGAGUUUACCACGGCUGACGGCCAGAGACAGAGGGUCAGACCUCCUGAGAUCCUGUCGGGAAAGUAUGCUGAAGACUUUGAUGACGUUAGUUCUGAUGAUGAAGAUGAUGAUGAUGAUGAUGAUGACUCAGCAGAGGUGGUACACAGCAUGUCCUCCCUGGCUCUUGACGAUAGUGUCAGUAGUUCUACUUCCUCCCUAAACACACCACGACGACACAAGACCAGCUAUCUGAAACGGGUGGCGGCGGCUAAAAGAGAGGAGAUAGAGCUGGAAAACAGGGUGGCCAUCAAGAUGGAAGAUGUAAAGAAAUUAAGAGAAAGCCUUCAGAUGAACAAGUUCAUUCGCCAGAGUUUAGCUUUGGAUGCGGACUCGGAUAUCGAGGAAGAUAUCUGUGAAGAAUUGGCGCAGGAGUCUGAUGGUGAGCGUAUCUCUCCGAUCGGCGAGGAGAUAGAAGAGCUGAUCUAUGGGGCUGAUGAGAACGACAAUCAGGGCACAGACAUGAAGCCAUUGAAACUGUUCUCACCUGGCGACACUCUUGUCCUGGAGUUCCAGCCCUUACAACCAAAGGUCAAAUCCGGUGCUAAUCUUACUGCAGCUCGUAAGAAAACUCCAGACACUUCCACAGGGCACCAAGGGAAGCCGACAUCUGCCCCAGCGUCCUCUAACAAAUCAGCUGUCCCGAGGGUACCUGACAUGAGAUCGUCACAGUCAAAACCCGGGUCCAGCAAAUCUGCCCGGCCAUUGUCAGCUAACAGACGCAGUUCAGACUGCAAAGCAGAUACGCGAGAGGAAGCAAGUGCUGUCAUGCGGGCUCUUGCAGAGGAGAAUAAGAAAGCGGAACUGUUCUCAAAGGUGUCACGACCGCUUCCACGUCCUAAGAGCCCAAGUGUUGGUGACAAAUCGUCCUCUUCAUCUGCGGACAAGGCCAAACCCCCGACCCCAGUUAGGUCAUCAGCCGACCCGGAACCCACACGGGCUUCUGGAGGUAUGACCUCACAGGUCAAGGCAGAUGGGUCACCAAUCAACAAUGUCAUACAGAAGGUGCUCAAGAUGAAUCCAAAGCAGCAGAAACAACUACUGCAGACGCUCAACCACAUAGAGGUGGCAGACUCCGGGCUGCAGAAUGAUGUGACAGCUCCGCCUUUGUGCUCCAUGGCCUCCAGCUGGUCAUCGAAAGCCCCUGUGACUGAUCGCCUUGAGGUCACGGUGGAGAUCUCGUCGAACUGGGGUCACCCGUCACUGGUGGGCUUGACAGAGUUACAGUUUUUUGACCAGUCAGGUCUCCUGGUGCCAAUCAAACCGUCAGAUGUCUCUGUGCAUGGGGCACGUGGGGAGACCAGUAAAGUGGAAGUUCUUUUCAAUGGCAAGUCAAAGACCACCAAAGAGAGGAACAUGUGGAGCUGCAAGUUUGAUGGUCGCCCCAUAGAGUUUUCUAUUCUGCUCAUCAACCCGCUGCCAGGCAAGCCCUUUAACCUCGGUGCCGUCAAAGUCUGGAACUGGAACAACAAGAUUAGUAACUUGGACAUAGGAGCCAAAUGCAUGCGGAUUUUCUUUGGCGGAGAGCUUCUCUUCUCAGGCGACGUUGACAAAGGUUGUGGAAACCAGGUUUUUGACUACAGCAAGCAUGUCGUGUUCUCAUCCUCCCUCAGAAACAGCAACUCGGUCUCAUCAUCAGGCAUCAAAUCCAAACCGCCCGGCCUUUCUUUGAAUCUCAACAAGAGGACGUCAACAGGGGGUUCCUAUUCUCCCACCUCUAAUAACUCUGUGGUGGAUCAAACAGGGCCUGGGCCGGCUGUCGCGCGGAUGACCUCCCCUUCGAAAGGUCUUGUCUCACCAUCAAGGGGAAACAAAAACAGUAAUCCUAAUACGCCAUCUUCUGGGAGCCAUCACGUUUUUCGAAGUAUCUCUCGGUCAUCUCAGUCGUCAGCCUCCUCUUCAGGGUCAGUCAACUCAGGAAAGGUCAGAGGUCAGAGCGAGGAGAGGAACCGGCACAAGCACAGUGUGGAUGGCCAAGUGGGUGAAGGGCAUGUUCGCAGCGAGACUCGUACUCUGAUGAGACCGACCGUGCUCACGCACCAAGGAUCGGGCGGUUCCAGCCCUGAUGUGGAAGUGUCAGCAGCAGAUCUGUCCAAGAUGCCGGAGAAGAAAAAGGCUGCCCAGACUCCCAUCAAGACUAAGCGAGUGGCGGCAAGACUCAAUGGCCGUUCAUCGGAAACGGAGAACUCUUCAAAGUCCAAUGCUGACAGUUUUGAGUCGAAGCCUCCUCUACCACCAUGCCACAAGUCGGACGACAAACCAGUCCUGUCGUCUGCAUCCAGGUCUGUGGAGCGUUCCUCCUCGAGCAGCACUCGGCCCAAACUGUCACCAAAGUCCUCCAAGUCAGAGCCCCACAUUUCCCCGCGAGGCUCCUCCUCACCACAUCGCAGUGCUGCCAACACCAGUAGCACAGGGGGAGACAGCAGGCCUGCCGAUCCUCAGGAGAAAAAUUCCAUUGUGGAUAAGAUUAAGACCAUGGGGCAAAGUGAGAACAAGAAGAAGAAGGACAUUCCGCGAUGGCUGAAGAAAGAUGGAGCGACAGGUGAAGAUGGAGAGGCCAGAGGAGAUAAAACAGGCCUCAAUAAUCCUGAUGAGACAGAUCUGCAGAAACAGCUGGAUGAGGAAUUUGAGAGAUUCUCUUCUGCUGGAACUGAGGAUCAAAACAAAGGCGAUGGGGCUCCAGGCGAGGAGGAGGACACCAUCACUCCCAUGAAGAAGAUUGAAAAGUCCCGGGCCAAGUGGCGUCGGAAAGAGGAGGACCUGGAGGAGUCCUGGGGGUCUUUGUCCUUCUUCAACAAGUCUCAGCGAGGACGCCUCUCAAUAGACAUGGGUGAUGAUGAACUAGACGAAUACUUGGCUCCAAGCAAGAAACCAUCAGUAGAGGCAGAACCGGCUCCAAAACUGACAUUGCCAGAGGACAAUUGGUCUGAUGAAGAUGGGGAGUUCACCAUCCCUGAGCUGCCUUCUGGCCGUGAGCUGGUCAUCAACAUCAAGACAACCUGGGGUGACCAUCACUAUGUGGGACUGACUGGGGUGCAGCUCUUUUCCAGCCAGGGGGAACAGGUGCAAGUGACAAAGAUUUGGGCCAACCCUAGUGACAUAAACAUCCUUCCAGAGUAUGCAAAAGACCCACGUGUAGUUGGCAAUCUCAUUGACAACGUGAAUCGAACUCGGGAUGAUGUGCACAUGUGGCUGGCUCCGUUCACUGUUGGAAACAACCACCUCAUCUACAUGACGUUUGCAAAGCCAUGUCAGCUUGCCAUGGUCAGGGUGUGGAACUACAACAAAUCUCGCAUCCACUCCUUCCGUGGAGCCAAAGAUAUCAUCAUCACCUUAGAUGGUACUGAGAUUUUCAAGGGGGAGAUUGCCAGAGCUUGUGGUGGUAUUGAAGGAGGGACAGAGGCAUUUGGAGAUACGAUUUUGUUCACGACUGACGAGACCAUCCUGGAAGCUGUGUCAAAGAACGAUGAUGCCUUCGAGGGAGAAAUGUUGAGUGAUGGAGAAGAGGAUGUGCCUUUUGAGCGACCGAGCACUGCAGAUGCUGAUGAUGAUGAUCAGGAAGAUAAGAAGGUGCUUGUUACUCGGCCUUUCACGCGAGCUGCUGGUCUCCUCGCUGCUGCAGAAAAGGGCAAGGAGAAACAGCCUCUGUCUGCCAGGCCUGGCACCAGUAUGGUGACCAGUGUGGGGGAUGUGGUUGUCUACAAGGCCAACAAGAUUGAGCUGUCGUUCUCCGCCACAUGGGGCGACCACCACUACUUGGGCCUCACCGGACUUGAGCCUGUUGGCACUGAAGGGGAGGCAAUUCCUCUCACCAUGAAGAUGAUCACUGCUUCACCCAGCGACCUGCGCCACUUGGCCGGCAAUGAGAAAGAUGAGAGAACUCUAGACAAGUUGAUUGAUGGCUCCAACGUAACUUGCCAUGACUCUCACAUGUGGCUCAUUCCUUUUGCCGAGGGGGAGAGCCACACCGUGACCCUGACCUUCCCGCAGCAGAUGCUGGUCUCAGGCGUGAGAGUGUGGAACUACAACAAAAGUCCAGAGGAUACAUACAGAGGGGCCAAGGUGAUGCAUGUACAAGUCAACGAUAGAGUUGUUUCCCCUCCUGAAGGCUAUCUGCUCCGGAAAGGUCCGGGGGUCUGUCAUUUUGACUUUGCUCAAGAGAUCACGUUUGCCAAUUCUAGUGUUCCUAGUCAGCCCAGCACAGUGGACAGACCUAUGGGAGGAGGAGAGCUGAACUAUGAGAGUGUGGUGCAAAUGCCUCGAGGCUUCAUAUUUCAGUUUCAGCUGUUUUCCACAUGGGGUGACCAGUACUAUGUUGGUCUUAAUGGUCUAGAGUUUUAUGAUGUGAACUUCAGCAAGAUCGAGCUCACACAGACUAAUAUUUCAGCAUAUCCAGACAGUGUGAACGUCCUGGACAAUGUCAGCAACGACGCUCGCACGCCUGACAAACUCAUAGAUGGACUAAACGACACAGCAGACGGGAGGCACAUGUGGUUGGCUCCAGUGCUGCCUAAUAUCAUCAACCGUGUGUAUGUAAUCUUUGACCAGCCGACUUCGGUGUCCAUGAUCAAAAUGUGGAACUACAGCAAAACCGUCAGCCGUGGGGUGAAAGACUUUGCUCUCUUGGUGGACGACCUGCUGGUGUAUAAUGGUACCCUCCAGGGGGUGACCAGUGGCGCUCGAGGCAUCCUACCCAACUGUGAAGGGCCGGUGCCUCACCACACUGUGCUCUUCUCCGACAACAAGGACAUUGUACGCAAAGAGAGGAAUGCCAUCAUUAGUAACCAGACAGAGGAUCAGGAUAUUCAGCUGCUCAAUGACAAGCAAGUGGUCAGCAAAUUUGCUAAGUCAUCGUCCAGCAAACCUGUUAAUCAAGCGCUACGGCCAAAGACCAGUGUCACAAAAACUGCACGCAGAUGACAACAGUAGUACCUCCAGUCAUAGCCCACAGAACAAGAAUAUUGACACUCUUUUAUAUCUAUCUUUUUUUUGCUCUAUUACGAUGUUUUGAAUCCUUGUCAUUGUCAGAUGAAAGGACAUGUUUAAGUUGUUAAUCCUCGUUACGUCCAGUACAUUUUUCAGUACAAAUUGUGUGUCCUGUGUGAGAUUGAGAGUCUGAAACUGCAAGGGUUGGGGAGGUCUCUCUUGAUAUUUUAAGGACCUAGAACCAAAAUGUUAGAUCUGCAACAUUAGUAUAGUGUCAUAUAUAUUGCAGAUAGAGCAUUUUAACUCUAGGUUUCCCCCCAUUCAGGGCGUUUGCUAAAUUGCUUGAUUGCUUGUUAUUUUAUGGGCAAUUCUUUUUUAUUUUGAUUUUUUGCGAAGGAGACUGGAAACUAUUUAUAGUAGUGCGUCUGUCUUGGAUACUCUCAGGUUCUUAAUGUGGGGUCUUUGUCCUUGUUACAGGUUUUGUUUAGCCUCUGGCAUAUCACUCAGUUGAUGAUUUUUUUAUUUUUUUAUUUUUUAUACAAAGAUUAUUACUUCACGAGACCCAAUGCAGGUCAUUUCAAAAUAUUGCAACUUGGUCAUCGUCCAAAGUGAGGGCUGAGAAGGGGGAAAAAGCAUUCCAGGAAAGAUGAGAAAAUUCUGUUUCCCCUGAAGAUUUUAAGUCCUUACCUUCAAGUGUUUGUUGAGUUCAGUCUCAACAAAUUACUGUGAAGUGUUGACGGGAGUGAAAAUCGAUUGUUACUCAUUUUGUUCAUUAAUAAUGAUUUUAUUUUAAUUGUUGCUAGGCUGGAAAGCAAAAUUAUUUGUCGGUGUUUCAUUCUAAAAGAUAAGAAAAGUGACACUUGCUAGUAUAUUAUAUAAAAUUCCUCCACCAUGUUGUGAGCUUGAGCGACAUUGUGCAUACAGCACAGCAAUUCAUCACAUACCAAGAGAAUCUCCAUGUAGAUCUUGUGUCUCAAAGUUCCAUGCCUUAAGGCAAGUACAAAGUCAUAAGUGAGAACAGUUUUGUCAUCAGUGGUUUUUUCCUGAAUUAAAGAAUGAUUUUUGUUGCAAGGGGGGAAGCCUUAUUUAUUCUGAACUCGCUUGUGACUUACAGUACAGUUUGUUCUAUGCCAGGCAUUCCGUGUUUGACAAGAAAGCUUUUUUAUCUCUUGAAAAAAAUAUUUUACGGUGCACUGAAACAUGUCCACAAUACAGGGAGAGCAUAAUGAUCCUUUUAGUGUGAGGAAUUGUAAUGAAAUGUCUACUGAAAACUGUUAAAGUUUUGAUCCUUUUCAAAAGGAUGGGUUUUUUGUUGUCUUUGAUUGUGUCUUGACGUGAACUUGUGUUUCAGUGAACCUCGCAUCCACUAACAAUGUUGUACAUUUCGAAAAGGAAAAGAAACUCCCUUUUAUUUAUUCUUUAAAAUUAACAAACCACCUCAGGUAAACAAAUCCUCAAAAGAGCAGGCCUGGAUCCUCAUACAGGGUGACUAGACCAACCAGUGGUAUAACAGAGGGAAACAUGUAAGCAGUGGUCAGAGAGGUGGGGGGGACAAGUGCUUACUGAACUUACUCUCUUCCCUCCCCCCUCUCUCUCUCUCUCCACACACACACAGUUGCCUGAUUAAUUCUUUGUGUGGGGCUCAAUAUUAAUUUUCGAGGAGAUCAGUCAUGGUCAGAAACUGAACAUUUCUAAAGAAUAAACUAAACGUUUCCCACUGAAUACUUGGGUCUGUAACAGCUUGUCCAAUUCUCUGAAGACUAGACAAGUCCCUAACAUUCCCAACAGCCUCGGAUAAAAUAAAUGUUAUUUACAACAGUUUAUACUUCACAGGAGAAGUGAAAAAAGAUGAAAAUAAAGCUGCUAUUUUAUUUGCCAUGAACAUGACAUUGCCUCAUAAUGGUAUAGUAUAGGUUUCUCUAUAGUACUACAAUCAUUUAAAUCUAAAAUGUCUGUACAUUAUUUGCCCAACUUUGCUUUCAUAAAGUCCUCAAUCUGCAAAACGUAUGUUAGACCUAACAAAUACUUUGGAUGGGAGGUUCACUGGUUCUUUGAUUGUUAGGUUAAGCUCCAGCUGUGAUAUUUAUGAACUCUUUAUGUCUUGCAACCUGUCAAAAUGAGUCUUUAGUUAUUUCGAAAUUAAUUGGAAAUUGCUGUGAAAAGUCCAGUGCAAUUCCAAGUUCUAAUUUACUUCUCAUAGUUGUUAUAUUUAUUGUGAAAAGAUAAUAAGCUCAUUUGUCUGACUAAAUUUUAAUUGUAAAAUCUUUGACAGCAAUGUUUCUGAGUAUGGUAGAGAUAUUUCAGUUCGGGGACUCAAAGCUUUGUUUUGACUAUUUGCAGGACAAAUGUCUUUGUUUUUAUACGUUUUGCUAAUUUCGCAUGUCAUAAAGUCAGCUAUAUAUAUGGUCUUGUGGAUCGAUAAUACAUUUCGUAUUAUCUAUUUAAUAGUGUAUGAAAAUCAGGCAUAUGUUUCUGAAAAAAAAUUGUUCAAAGUAGCCCCGAAACUUUGUUCUACAUCUUUAAUAUUUUCUUCUUUUUUUUUUGCUUCUAUCAUUUUGACUCAAUUAGAAGUGUUCAACUACACCAUGCAAAGGUUUGUCAAAACAGAAAUGCUGCAUGUAACUGGGAUUUAGAAGUGUACUGGCAUUUUAGAAACAUGUGCCUAAUUUUUAUGAGCUGCAAGACAUUUUUUUUUUAAGUUUAGUUCAGUAAAAAUGUGACGUGCCAUGAAACUGCCAGCCAGCGCAUAUGUGCCUUUUAAGGUGUGUCCAAGAGAAAUGGCAUUUUCUUUUAUCCACAUUUUAAUAAAAAUUUUGAGUGUAUAGUGAAAUUCAAUUUCUGUUGAAUGCUCCGUCCGCUGGCAAAUUUAUCGUCAGUUCCAUUCAUAUUAUUAUUAUUAGCAUAAUGUACUUAAUUUCCAUGUGUACCCUCCAUGCUAAUCUUGCUGAAGUACAAUAAACUUACAGUAUAUUGAAAGUGAAGUUUAAUA